Molecule: messenger RNA, 6734 nt
Organism: Oryzias melastigma (Indian medaka)
Lineage: Eukaryota; Metazoa; Chordata; Actinopteri; Beloniformes; Adrianichthyidae
Gene: nacad
Product: NAC alpha domain containing
Exons: 10
Coding region: 399-6608 (2069 amino acids)
Biological process (GO): protein targeting to membrane
Cellular component (GO): cytoplasm; nascent polypeptide-associated complex
Source: RefSeq, a predicted model, not a curated record
CCGUGCUGAGAGCAAAAAGGGAGGUGGGCGGGGGCUGGAUGGAGCAAAGCAGGAACUGGGCAUCAAUAGAGAAUACUGCAGCUCCCUCUCACAUUCUACACACACACACACACAUCUUCACAAGGACAGCAUCAUGAGGCUUUAAAACACACACCCACAACUGCAGCAUCACUGUGCUGCAGCUGUGGAGGACGGCAGCAGCCGUUGCUCACAUCUCUGCCUCUUUGGCACACACACACUCAUAGAGACACGUGCUGCAGGGAAGAUCUGAACGCUGGGUCGCUGAGCAUUUAGACUCCCCCCCUCCCAUCCGCUCUCCUGCUACUUCUUCUUCAUCACUCUCUGCCUGUUCACCUUGUCUGUUCUGGUUUAUUGUUGCGUCAGAGCCACGGAGAAGCAUGCCAGGGGAGAGCACCCACAGGUCUGCCCCCAUCGACAAGCAUCCGGACCGGGGAGCUGAGCAAACUGGGCUCCCAGGACCAGACAUGACCAGGUACCCAUCGACAGACUCCACUCCCAGUGAUAGUGGCUCCUCCCCCAGUGACAGUUGCUCAAGUCCAUCUCCGAGUACUCCGCAGAAAAUUCUUCCGGCAUGCACCUCUCCGUUUGGACCUCGAUUAUUUCAUGUAACACCCAGCUCCUCUGGAAUUCCGAGACCUCAGCCUGAAGGUUCAGACCGUCGCAACACAAUCCGAUUGUCUGGAAAUAUAGGCGGUCAUGGACCACGAGCCCACCACAUGCCUGUUAAAAUGGAAAGAAUAAAGGUUCUGACUGGUUCUGAGGUGGAGAGUGAUUACCCAGAGUCUCAGAACAUGGACACCAGGGUAGUGAUGGGCGAAGAGACGCUGCUCAAAACAGCUGAAGUUCAGAAAGGAAAUCCUCCAAAAGAACCAGGUGGUCAGACAAGCCCUCUGCCGAAUAUCCACAGUCUUUCUCAUCCUCAGGAACAAGGAAAAGAUGCACAACUGGAAACCAGUGAUGAGAAAGACCAACCACAUGUGUCUCAAAAGGCAGAAGUUCAGGAAAAGGCUCCGUCUCAGCCCUCCGCUGAUCUGGCCACAUCAGAUAACGAAGUACAGGAGGAUACAGAAGAGGAUGAGACCCUCUCUAAAGAUGAAGUGCCUUCACACUUUUUUUCUGAGCUGGCUUGUCCAGUGGCUCUGUCCUUUUCUGAACCAGCCUACGGCGUCGACCCACUUCGGGUAGGUGUUCCCUCGUCGCUUGACCCCGACCUCUAUUAUACUGCUCCCUCCACUCCAAUCAAAAUGCCUACCAGCUCUUCUCACCUUAAGCAUCAUUCUUAUCCUGGCUCCCCGGCCAGUCCUCUGUCCCCUGGUUCCCCUUCUGACAGCGAGGACCUCUGCUCUCCACUCACAUCCCCAUCAGGCUCUUACAUCACAGCUGAAGGAGGCAGCUGGACAUCUUCCUAUACCUCCUCCACCUCCCAUUCAGCUUCUCCCAACCUUCUUUUCCCAGAAGAAAUACAAGAGGCUCCUGCUUGCUUUGUAAACUCCCUGUCAGAGAUAGGAGAUGAAGUUGGGGAAGAAAAAGGAAGAGCAGGUCCAGAUCGGGAGGAAGAAAAGAUAAGGAACUUUUGCCUGUACCAUCCUCAGAAUUUGACCAAUAAUUCUCAAGUAGGUAUUUUGGACACGGUGAUCCCUGAGGAGGAUGAUGCUUCAAGAUCUGAUGAAAUUAAUAAUCCCAGAGAAAAUUCUCGCCCCUGCUGGGUGUCUGAGAAUACGUCCCCUACAAGAACCAGUAGCAGCACAAACUCGCAAGAAGAUGGUGGCGAAUCUGAGAGUUCACUUUGCCCACUAGAGGAUACUACAACAAAUUCUGAACCCAUACAGAUGGGCAUGACAUUGCCACUGGAGGCAUGUUUCCCAGAGGAACAUUACGGACAGAUGGAUGCCCAUUCAGACCUUCUCUCUACUGCCUUGACUCCUGACACAGACAGCAUGACCAUGGCCUCUAGUAGCUUCAGCCCUGACUCACCAAUUCUUUUCCUGGAUGCCUUUUGUCCUGGAGCCCUUGAUCGCCUUGGCCCAGAUUCUUUUAUACUGUCCCACGCAGCUUGUGCUGAUGAUACGAUGGAUGAUGACAGGAUGAUCCCCGCCUCGCUCAUACCUUUUCCACUUCAUACCAGCCUGAUCUUCAAGGCUGAUUCAAUGGAGAUCACCUUGUUCCCCACAGAGGAUGACAAUGAUGUGGAAGUCAACAACAGGAAUGAAAGAAAAGACGACGUCGAUGCAUAUGGAGCAGGAGAAGAGGAGGCAGAUGUGGAAGAUGACGAUGAUGAAGAAGAUGAUUUUGAUAGCAAUGAGGAAUACACUUCUGAUAGUGCCAAAGAGGCUGCAAAUGAAAGCAGGGAUAGCAAUGGGGAAGAAAAAGAAGAGGCCAAAGUAGAGGUGAAAGUGGUAGAAGAAGAGCAAGUAGAGGAAGAAGACAAGCAGGAAGAUGAUGAGCAGGAAGAAGAUGAAGAUGAUGAGUCAGAUAGCAAAGCAGUUGAUGACCCUACGGAUGAAGAUACCUCAGAAUCCUUCCUUCAUUCACUUUCAGAAACAUCUAUCAACGAUGGGUUGGAUGAAUCCUUCUGCUUCCAAGACGACACAGAUGACUCUUUAGAUUCUGCCUCUUAUAAUGGGGAGGAAGAUGAGCGUCUGUACAGCACUGAGAGGCAUGCACAAUCACUAGAACCCAUACCCGCAGAUGGACCUGACCUGGCUCAAGUACAACAACAGAAUGAACAAAGCUCAUGUCAAGAUGCACAUACACAACCAUUUGCAGAUGAGCAAGAGAGUCCCCUCCAGACUACUGCUCUCUCUGAUGCAGCUGAUGCCAGUUCCAAGGACAACAGUGUUCUAUCCAAACCUGAUGGUAGACCUCUGACCCCUGAAGAACAAUCAGAUGCUGCAUCUACAUCUGUCCACGAAAGAGGAGAGGACAUAUCUAUGUAUGUGCAAGAAACCACAGGAAAAAAUGAAAUUCAACAGCAAACGACUCUAUCUUUAGAGGUAAACUACAGGCAGGCAGACCCAUCUGCUGACCUGAAUGAAAGCAUAGAAAAUAUUGAAAUUGUUGAAAAGGAGGCUUCUUCUGAGCCUCCUGAGGAGUCAAAGGUCAGCCCAAACCAUAAUCAGACCACCACUCCUGUUGUGAUUCUUGCAUCCCCUGAUUAUGCAACAAUCUCUAUCUCCUCUUCUCCAACUGAUACACCUGAGCAGGAGACAACAAGCAACCAUUCUAGCCUUCAAGAAGAAUCUACAAAAGAAAGUCCACAUGUAAACAGUGGCACUUUGAAUUUGGGCAGUAAUGAUACGGAGGUGGAACCCAUUAAAGAGCCAGAAAGAGACUCUUUUAUGUUGCUCAUAAAGCCUCGCCACAAGCAUUCAGAGAGUCAUAGGACGGUCGGAGCGAGCAGAGUAGCAUUAUCAAAGUCCUUCACUUGCAAACUCAGUGAGCCUGUAAGAGUGGAGGCACUGCCGUUCAGCAACAGUGGCUCUGAAACCGAAGCUGACCACAACAAAGGGAGUGCUUCAGUCGAUGCUGGUACUACAGAGUAUAAAAGUGAUUCUGGUCCUCCACUGACUAUGGUCAGUCCUACAAAUGACUUGAAUAAAGGUGUUUUUCUUCUGUCUUGCCCUAAAGAUCAAAACCCCAGCUCAAGCAAUAUCCCCAUCUCUGCCUCCUCAGAAUUUACCUCAGAACUUGCUGACAACCUGGCUCUGACUCCUGAACACGGUCCUGGAGACCCUGCUCAGGAGAACCUGAGGGAGACCUCUCUGAGUACUGACGAGGGGGUCCUGGGAGCUGUCGGAUCUUCACACUCUCCUCUUGCCAUCUCACCUAAAAGGGAAAAUUCAGAAACAGACACAAGUAGAGAGAUACAUCCAGGAUCAGGGAUGUGGUGUGACGCUGGGAUAGGGCUCAGUUUCGGUCCAGGGUUUGGCUCAAGGGCUAAGUGUGGCUUCUGGGAAGCAGACGAGUCAUUGUCUUUGUCUCUUGGUAAGAGGUAUGACUUCGAGGUGGACAGCCUCCUCGUGUGUCACCCAGAGAGCCAAAGCACACAAUCAACCAUAGCUCCCAAUGUGAGCAACCAAGUCUGCACUAAUGACAACAACUUGUUUGUUGACGAUGAGGACAACAGCGUUGAUGAAAAAAAGUUUCACAUGGUGGAUGAUGAUCUGAUCAAACAGGGAGAGUCUAACUUGGCCCACUGGAAGUCUGUCGAAGAGAUUUCCGAAGCAGGUGGAGGGGAGGACGAGAGCUCCAGAUUUCCAGAAGACAACAUCAGUAAUUUAAAUACGGACAAUGAAACACAAAUACAAAACACUUGGAAGAAUUCUAAUUAUUCCCCCUUUCAGUACCUGGAUGUAGGCUCUUGUGGAAGUCUGAACGCCCUUUCAGAGGAAAUGAGACACCAAAGUGUGAACGUCAGCAAAUCUUUGUCUAAUAUUCCUCUUGAUGAGAUUCCACUUAAGGUUCCUGGCGAAGAACCUUUGGAGGACCCCAUACACCAGACUUCAAACUCAUCCCUCAGACAAGUCUUGGAAGAGGUCACUGCAGUAGGAGCUUCCAAAGUCGAUGCGGCUAUCAAAGCCACAAACACGGAGAGUCAGUUGGUUGCUCCAGAAAGUAAAAAGUUUUCCUUACCACAGGGUUCUUUUGGAUCUUUUAAAAGUAAAACUGAUGUGUGCAGGUCUAGGAAUGCUCACAAAGGCAAUUUGUUAGAAGCAGAGAUUGUGGAUCUUCGGACUGCGGGCCAAAGAAAAUCUGAUGUCAGUUCAAUGACAGGUAUAAGAGUCGAUGAACCAAAAACUACAGAUGCCUUUAGGGGGGAGAACUCUGUUUCUGUGAACUCAGGGGAAAUAGAAGAGGAGAGAAAUGUUGAAACAAGAACAGGAAAGUCAUCUUCUGCACUGGAUGGCUCAGGGCACGCUCAUACUCUCGAUGGAGGGCUUUGCACAGAAGCUCCUGCUAUGAAAGGGAGGAGAAGGAAGCAGAACAAACACAGGGGUUCUCAGGGUGGAAAUCAGGGUGGCUUGAGUCCUGAUUUUGUUGAAAAUCCAAAGAAAGCCACAGGUCAGUUGAACUCAACAGCAGAUAGGUGGUCAAAGGGGACCAUAGAGAAUUCAACACCUAAGAGAGACUUAAAUGGAAACAACAACCUUUCAUCUACAGAUCUUCACCAGAGGGCAUCUGGGGUACAGGGUUUUAGCAGUCCUGAACUCAGCAGUUCAGCGUCAGGUCAUCUCAACAUUGUGGCAGAAGUGAAACAAGAAGUACAUUGUAAGCAAGAAGCGCUUGAUAACAGACCACAAACGGACACUCAAAGAGGAGUUACAGUUGACGUAAAUGAAAAUAUCGACCUCAGAAAGAACACCCCGAAAAUGUUCUCACACGCUCCGACCUCAAACUCUUCAUCGACCUCAUUACAGUGUGCCUCAACGCAGCCGGAGAAUGGCCUCUCCACCCCUGUGCAGGAAUCCCAACCCGUCCUCUCAGCACAACAGUCCCCGUAUCCCACAAGCUCCUCUCUUUUCUCCCCCUCCCCCACAUCUCGGAAAUUUACCUGUCCUUCAAGCGACCUCCAGCAGGUCACAACUGCUGGAGGUGUUUCCUCCUCAUCAUCCACUCAACUGUCUUUAAGCCCGUCCAAGGGUACCCAUGAGCACAAGCAAGCAGUGUGUGUUCCAGACUCCUCUCAUGGUACCUCGUACCAGCAUCAUUCCCCUUCUCAGGCGAAUAUCAUCAACCGGUCUAACAAGCAAGCUCCCACUGUGAGCAUGCAGGACAGAUGCACAGGUGCUGGAUUCGCUGAAGAUAUGACAGACAGUGAAGAUGAUGUCCGAAGGCCCCGACAGGAUCAGACAUCUCACCCCAGAGGAAGGAGUAGAAAUGGAUCAUCACAGUCGCUUCCAGUUAGUCAUCAGGAUGUCCAGCCCUACCAAAAGGCAGAGAUACACUCCGGCUGCCCAAUCAACUCCAGCCAGAACCUUCCUGAGGAGACUGACCUCAAAAAUGACAGCUCCUUCCUGGCUUCCUGUAAUGAGUCUGAGAGCGAAGGGUCAAUACCUGAGCUUGAAGAGCUGGAGCCGCUCAGGCCAUCAGAACCACAGUCCAUCCCUUCUGCAGACGACAGCCUGAACAGACCUAAACAGAGCCGAAGUGAGAAAAAGGCCCGCAAGGCCAUGUCCAAACUGGGUCUGAAGCCAGUCCACGGCGUCACCAGAAUCACAAUUAGGAAGUCCAAAAGCAUCUUGUUUGUCAUCAGCAGACCCGAUGUGUUCAAAAGCCCCGUCUCUGACAUUUACAUCGUAUUUGGAGAGGCAAAGAUUGAGGACUUAUCCCAGCAGGCUCACAAAGCAGCGGCUGAGAAGUUCAAGGUGCCAAUGAUGUCCUCUCCUUUAGCGACGCCUGUCCCACCCAGCCUCACCAUCAAAGAAGAGAGCGAGGAAGAGGAGGAGGAGGUGGACGAAGGAGGCCUGGAGCAGAGGGACAUCGAGCUGGUGAUGGCUCAGGCCAACGUGUCACGAGCAAAGGCCGUCCGAGCACUGAAACACAACAACAAUGACAUUGUCAAUGCAAUCAUGGAGCUGACCAUGUGAGGACUCUGACUCCUGACUCCAAGUUCAGCCUGUAGUCUGAACACUUCUGUAUCUCUUGCUGUAUGUUGCAUCCCCAGUAUCUGCUGAAUAAAGCCUGUUCUUGAGUGGGCUCUUAAUGUACUCUGA